Hippocampus comes (tiger tail seahorse) is the source of this 1325-nucleotide messenger RNA. It is a transcript of the gene sf3b4, whose product is annotated as splicing factor 3b, subunit 4. The record is from RefSeq and is a predicted model, not a curated record. Gene Ontology annotation, molecular function: RNA binding. The transcript is spliced from 5 exons. The coding region runs from base 65 to 1264 and encodes 399 amino acids. Lineage: Eukaryota; Metazoa; Chordata; Actinopteri; Syngnathiformes; Syngnathidae. Gene Ontology annotation, cellular component: precatalytic spliceosome; nucleolus; U2 snRNP. Gene Ontology annotation, biological process: positive regulation of mRNA splicing, via spliceosome.
CCGUGUACGUAAGCGGAAAGGGAGGGGUCUUCUUCAAGCGGUUGCCCACCGUUGUUCAUUCAACAUGGCAGCGGGACCAAUUUCCGAACGAAACCAAGAUGCCACGGUGUACGUGGGCGGCUUGGAUGAGAAAGUGUCCGAGCCAUUAUUAUGGGAGCUUUUCCUGCAGGCCGGUCCAGUCGUCAACACGCACAUGCCCAAAGACAGAGUGACGGGCCAACAUCAAGGAUAUGGCUUUGUGGAGUUCCUGAGUGAAGAAGAUGCCGACUACGCCAUCAAAAUCAUGAACAUGAUCAAGCUGUACGGCAAGCCCAUCCGAGUCAACAAGGCGUCGGCACACAACAAGAACCUGGACGUGGGUGCCAACAUCUUCAUUGGCAACCUGGACUCAGAGAUCGAUGAGAAGCUCCUGUACGACACCUUCAGUGCCUUUGGGGUCAUCCUGCAGACGCCCAAAAUCAUGCGGGACCCUGACACGGGCAACUCCAAAGGCUACGCCUUCAUCAACUUUGCCAGCUUUGACGCGUCCGACGCCGCCAUUGAGGCCAUGAACGGCCAGUACCUGUGCAACCGGCCCAUCACUGUCUCUUAUGCCUUUAAGAAGGACUCCAAAGGCGAGCGGCACGGCUCGGCCGCCGAGCGGCUGCUGGCUGCCCAGAAUCCGCUCUCGCAGGCCGACCGGCCCCACCAGCUGUUUGCCGACGCGCCUCCCCCGCAGGCUGUGCCCCCGCCCGUGCUGACCUCCAUGGGACACGCCGGCAUGGGCAUGCCGGGCGGAAUGCCGCCUCCCGGCGUCUUCCCCCCCAUGCCGCCGCCGGGGGCCAUGCCGACCAUGCCGCCCGGCAUGGCCAUGCAUCACAACCAUCAGGCGCAGCCGGGCGGCCACCCUGCGGGGCCGCCGCCCUUCCCGCCUGGCUCCAUGCAUGGAGGUAUGCCUCAGAUGCCCAUGCCCCCUCCGGCACCUCCCGGCAUGGUGCCCCCGCCUCCUGCACCCCCGGGCUCCAAUCAAGCCCGUGCGCCGCUGCCUCCAGGCAUGCCCCCACCCCCACCCAUGGGCAUGCCGCCCCGAGCCCCCUACGGACCUCCCAUGGGUCACCCCGUGCCGCCCGGUAUGAGAGGACCUCUGCCCCCUCCCAUGCCUCCACCGGGCUACGGCGCCGCCCCUCCUCGCCCUCCUCCCUUUGGCUACCAGAGAGCACCCCCCAUGCCACCCAGGCCUCCGGGUGCACCGCCUCGGGUUCCCUUAAGAGCACCCAUGCCCUAGAAAUACUCCACAGAUUCUUUUUUUUUUUCUCGCAUUCUCCUUUUUUUUUUUUUUUUUUUUA